Dermacentor silvarum is the source of this 4078-nucleotide messenger RNA. RefSeq names its product holocytochrome c-type synthase (gene Cchl). Gene Ontology annotation, biological process: cytochrome c-heme linkage. The record is from RefSeq and is a predicted model, not a curated record. Gene Ontology annotation, molecular function: holocytochrome-c synthase activity. NCBI's taxonomy places the organism in Eukaryota, Metazoa, Arthropoda, Arachnida, Ixodida, Ixodidae. Gene Ontology annotation, cellular component: mitochondrion. The transcript has 5 exons. The coding region runs from base 183 to 1049 and encodes 288 amino acids.
UGUCCGCGCAUGGCGAAGCAGUGCAGUGGAGAAAACGUGCUGCGCUAAUCCUUCUUGGCAGUGCUUUUAGAAACAAAUGUUACGCACGUUUAAGCACCUCUGACUUUCUGACGCCUCGUCUGGUAUACUCCAUACACUAUAUCUAGAAAAAUAGAGUAGGAGACCGUCGUAGGUUUGCAACGAUGGGCCUCACUGCAUCGCACCCGAGAGAAGUAACUGGGCCUCUUGGGUCCGCCACCGUCCACACUCGCUCUGAAUCACCUGAGCAGCCCCAGCCGUCGCCACCGUCCGAGUGCCCUAUGCAUGGCCUCUGCGAUGAGAUCACAGGCCAGUCGGCAAAGGACAAGCCACAGCAGCAGCCUUACCGGAGCGAGUGCCCAAUGAAUGCAGCAGCCUCAGGCGAAGACAUCAACCCAGCCAACAUGAUGCCAAGCCCCAACCAGCAGCCAGCGGCGGACCAGCCAUUCCCGCUGCCAACUGAGCGACAGCGGUCGCGCAUCCCCAAGGCUGGCGCGGCGGAGGGCGAGACGUGGGAGUAUCCAUCGCAGCAGAUGUUCUGGAACGCCAUGCUGCGAAAGGGCUGGAGGUGGCGCGAGGCUGACCUGAAACCCGAGGACAUGGCGCACAUCAUCCGCAUCCACAACGCCAACAACGACCACGCCUGGGAGGAAGUCCUUAAGUGGGAGGCACUUCACGCUAAGGAGUGCUGCACACCCCGACUCAAGAGGUUUGGAGGCAAGGCCACUGACUACUCACCUCGUGCUCGAAUACGUAGCUGGCUUGGGUACGAGCUUCCAUUUGACAGGCACGACUGGAUCGUCGACCGGUGUGGCAAAGAAGUCCGUUACGUCAUUGACUACUACGACGGUGGGCCAGUGAACGCGGAGUCGAGCCGGUUUGCGCUCCUUGAUGUUCGACCGGCUUUCGACUCCUUCGAGAACGUCUGGGACCGCAUGAAGGUGGCAUGGUGGCGAUGGACGGUAGCAAGCAAGCAGGAAUCCGGCUCCGAGGUGGUUGCAAGCCAACAAGAUGCUGCGGCUAGCCAAUAGGACUCACAGUGUAGAAUCUUCAGCAAUCUUUUGUAGGCACAUAUGUUGGAGGUAGGCGUGCAUGUAGCUGUGGGUGUGCAGUGAAACUUCCACUUCCUAGGAUUGCAACGUGUCAUAAUGAGCACGCCUACUUGAAUUAUGCGGUUGAUAUAGACGGCCAUCAAGUGGACUUUAUUGCACCUCCUAUUGGUUUGUGCAUCAGAGACUGGCAUGGUCUAGUAUUCACUGAUGCAUGCUAUCUGGGUGCUGGUUAUUCCACGAAAAUCAUGAUCCGUGUCAAAAAUUUUCCAUGCCUUUUUCUAUAUUGUUUUUUAUAUGUCUAGCUGGUCUCCCUGGUUGGAGCACCCAAAGUGAGUCUUGUAUUGGAAGCUGACCUUGUGAAAUUCACUUUGCUGAAACGUGGAACAGGUGUGGUUGCCAGUUAGGAUAAUAAACAGGGCAGGAUGGGUCAGCCAUCUUGAUGAAACUUACCGGUGUGAAAUACCGGUGUAAAUACCGGUGUACUUUCCGGUGAAGUCUGGGCUGCGACGCAUCAUGAUUGAAAGACAAAGGACUGGUGGACAAGUGCUCGGACAUAGAAGCAGGCAGGACAUUUGCUCGCCUUGUGUGUUGCUCUAGCCGUGAACUGUUCUCCCGAUGCUUAGGUUCAAUGUUUAGGCUGUUGAUGGCCAUUUGGCCCGCCCUUUCUUCAUGUAUGCCUAUUUGCUGUAGCACAUUCUGCGUUGUUCUUACCAGAAACUUCACAUUGCACUUGUAUUUUCUUGCUGGCUGAGGUGUGAUAUGAGAGCUGCCUUGGAAGAAUUCAGAGCGCAAGCCAUCGCAUAUCAUGUCUGAAACAUUCAUAAGCAGAAGACUUAGACAAACAAGAAUAGGCAUCUCCAGCUGGAAGGAGACCUUACACAGUCAGUGGGGCGCAUGUGCAUCGUACAAAUGGACAGAUGAAUGCCAUGUUAUGGUCACAACAUUAAUCCCACAAAUGCAAAUUCAGUGGCAUACGAGGAAACUCGAGUAUGGCUGAUAGUUUUCACCAUACUUCUUGACAUGUAAUGCUUUCAGGGUCUUCCUUGGUUUUUUUUUUUUUUUUUUUUUUUCGGUAUCACUACCUACUACCCACAGUUCUAACAACCCUAAAUUGCUGCUCCCACCUGCAGUCACAAUCAUGCGUCACCAAAUGUGCACCGUCAAUCUCUUAAAUUUUGUUUGCUCGCUUAUUUGGUCUCUCAUGCAACACGACUGGCUUAUGCCACGUCACCAAGAAAUUUGAUACGCCACUUCUGCCUGAUCUGCUUUGAUUGGCAUUAAACCACGAACUUGCGCUACAAGUUUUGUGAGAAUAUGAGCAGCUCCUGUCACAACGCUCAGGGCCUUAGAAUAAUGCGAAGCUGUUGCACCCGAGAGUAGGCGCCUGUGCUGAGUAGCAGCUACUACUGUGUGUUGUGUCGUGGUGCGCUUUCGGCAUUGGGGCAGUCCCGAAGCAGGUGAAAUGAUUUGUGUCGAGGCAUAACCAGUUUACUAACCAUGAGUUAUGUCAAGGCAUAGCAGACAAGCAGAAAACUUUGAAUAGCACGAAUUGAGACGCAACGCAAUGUUUGUGGAUAGCAGCGACUUUUUCAGCAACACUGCUGCUGGAAAAGACUCUGCUAUCUACAAACAUUGUGUUGUGUCUUAAUUCGUGCUAUUCAACGUUUUCUGCUUGUCUGCUAUGCCUUGACAUAACUCAUGGUUAGUAAACUGGUUAUGUAUCCUAUAACAGUUAAUCUUCGAGGCAAAUUUUUCAAAGAUGUGUACUGUACUCCCCUACCAUGCUGUGUCCGCAUGAGCGUUUUACGAGUAUCAGAGUUCACAGGUUAGCAGGCAAGCAAAAGUUUUUUUGAGCAUUGUGUUAAAGGAAAGAAAGGAAAAUAUUAUCGCCACAAACACACGCACCUGAGUAGUUAAAAAGGAACAUGCUGUAGAUACACAAUGGAAUCUUGAUACAAUCGUCACGGGAACUGGAAAAUAAAGCGUAUCAUCCGAAAAUCGUAUUAUCCCAAAAAACGUGUUAUGCAUAAUCGUAUCAAUGAGAUUCCACUGUAUACGUUUCAUGACUACCGAUAAUUUUUUAUCACAUGACCCCAACAAUUUUUAUUCAUUCGUUAAAGGUGCAGUGCAUGCUUCCCCUUGUGUCUAUUUCAACAUGAUCCGAAAUUUCAAGGCUGAGUAGUGAAGCCGCAAAGGACAUUUUAGUUCAUCUCAACCUCCGUACUCCAAAAAUGUUUGCAUUUGUGUCUGCUUUAAAUGGUGGUGCAUUCCAAAGGUGGCAUGCCCUACUGCAACGAAGGGUAUGAAAAGAUCAUUGACCAAGAAUGAGAGCCCACUUUCUUGUUUCCCCACCGUAAACACCUUUAGUACAUCCUGUGAGUUUUACCUGGUGAACCCAUUGUGCAAGAGCAAUGAAGUGCAUUGGCAUUGUGCUCUUUGGCUCAAAGAUCCCUUGUCUAGGUUCUUUGCGUUAAAGCUCGUUCAUUGUUAUUCUUUUUUUCUUGUGUGUGUGGUUCGCACCACCACAGCACCUAAUCAGAGCCUGUUUAAGGUAGUGGAAAUUGAUAAUUGCGGAAAGUUUGGCAAGAUAUUGUGUGCCACAACUAAUCUCCUUGUGUGGCUUGUACUGAAGUUUACUCGAAAUUGACGUCUUCUCAAUUUUAACUUAGGAGGGUGUAGACAUUUGGUAUUGCAGUGAUGGCUGCCGUACAUGCGAAGCAAUUGCACCAGCUUUGCUGUUUUCCUGGCCUCAUCACGAAGUAGCUAUUUUUUAACGAAGCACAUCUCUCCACUUGCCACUUCUCCACCUAGCACCCCUAAAUUUAUCUAUUGGCACCGUGAUAUUUUGUAAUGUAAAUUAUGUUGCAUCUCUUUAGGCUUGUGCUACACUGGUAAAUGUUCAUAAUCUUUAAUUCUGAUGUGGUUCACUAUUCGAUAACUACUUCUAGUCAAUCAGGAGUGUUCUUGCUCAAUUCGGAAGCAUUAAAGAAACAGUUGUGUUCACUCAA